AGAAAACACCGUUCUAGGAGCAGAAGUGUCUCGAAAAGAGAAUUACGUGACCGUUUACGUAGGUUAGAGAGUUUGUUAGUUUCGAACAAGGAGAAUUUACCCCGCCAUUAUAACAGUAGCGGUGCAAGCUCGAGCGGCCAUUGCUCUCGAUCUCGUUCUAACCGGGAUCAUUCCCCAAGAAACGGUUGCGGCGAUACACGUAAUUCAAACCUUUUUUCAAGUGGUAGUAGGUACACCAGGCAUACCAGUUCGCCCCAUGCUUCUUUAAGCACCACACCGUCACCUUCCUCAAGGCGCGAUCGGUCCCCUCGGGUUUCUUUAAGCCACAGGGAUUCCCCGGACUUGCAGGUCACCUUCAGUCCGAGGCCAAGUGCUUCUCCGGAGCCACCAUUGGUCAUUCGGGAUGAUGCCAUUACCGAACCGUUGGUGGACGAGAAUAUUCUCUCUUUAGAGAAUAUCCCUUUAGAUAUAGACGAGUUUGCUGAUGUCCUGGGGAACGACGGCCCGGUCAAGUCAACACAGGCUGCUAACUUACACGAGGCAAUUGCGUCCCGUUGGACCCAUAUUUUACAGAACGGUGUCUCAUUAGAAACCCUUCAAAAGCUGAGUGAACAAUAUAGCAUCCCGGGAAACUGUUCACUACUUGCUCCUCCUGUGUUGAACCCCGAGAUCCUUUCGGUUCUAGCGAACGACAGAUCAGCUCGGGACAACUCCUACAAGGAGAUUCAUAGCAGAACUGCUACCGCUCUGACUGCCAUGGGUAGAGCGAUGUCGUUACUUUUACAGGACAGCUCAAUUGCUAAGGACCUUCGAGAUGCCAUUUUAAUGCCUUUGGGUGAUGCUAGUCGUAUUUUGGUAAAUUCGCUUUUUGUUAUCUCCGAUACCAGGCGCAAAUUGAUAGUACCAACGCUCAAUAACAAUAUAAAAGAAGCUCUAGAAAAGACCAAGCCAGGGGAGCUUCUCUUUGGCGCCAACGUCUCUGAGUGCGUACGGGACGCAAAAUCUAUACAGACUGCAGGGAAGGAGCUAAAAGCGAGUACCGGGACAAGAUUUUCAACAGCCAGAGGGGGACGGAGCGAAAGUUUUCGAAGACGGGAUUCAAGAGCCUUCGCUACUGAAAGAGAUGGCCGUCCUUUAAACCGCUUCGGCCCGACCCGUCACAGAGGUGUGACGAGGUCAUCCCGAGGGCACAAACCCCAUCUAAAGAGUUACAAACGCUAAUUCAGCAAGCAACCCCACCCUUUGGCGAACAACCUUUCUCUACUGGCGGCCAGGUUAUCAGGGAAGCGUUUACACGAAAGGAGCUGCCAAAAAAUGUAGUAGAAACAAUUUUGCACUCCUUAUCGGAAGCAACCAUCCAACAAUAUGGAGGGACGUUCAAGCUCUGGUGGCCCUACUGCGCCAAAAAAGGCAUCUCUCCCUUUGACGGCACACCUGCACAUGUGAUGGAAUUCCUGCAGUAUCUCUACGAUACAGGCAAUCAGAGCUAUGGAACUUUCAACUCGCAUCGUUCGGCCCUAUCUCUAAUCUUGUCCACCGAUUUAGCUGGCCACCCAGUUGUUAGUCGUUUCCUGAAGGGAAUAUCGAAGCUGCGACCGCAAAAACCUCGAUACGAUGUGGUUUGGGACCCUCACAUAGUGUUAAGUUUCCUGGAAAAACGUUCUACGCCCACCUUGCAAGCGCUCUCCGAGAAGCUAGUCACACUUCUGGCUCUUUCAACGGCUCACCGAAUGCAGACGUUUUCCCUAAUUCGGCUACCCAACAUCAUUGAGUCAAGGACUGGGUUUCAAAUAUUAAUAGAAGACAAAAUUAAAACUUCUGGCCCGGGAAGAAAGCAACCCUGUCUACAACUUCCAUACUUCACUGAGACUCCUAAUCUUUGCGUAGCCACAACAUUAAAGGAGUACUUGGCAGCGACUAAACAACUACGCACGUCAAACACUGAUUUCCUCUUUAUUACAUACAAGAAACCUCAUCGGAUAGCGAGUAAGCAGACACUAAGUAGGUGGGUGAAGGACACGUUGGAACAGGCUGGUGUGAAUACCAAAAUCUUCAAAGCACACUCUACCCGCCAUGCUGCAACAUCGAAAGCCUUCCAAUUAGGAGUGCCAGUGGAGACUAUUCGUCAAACGGCAGGAUGGACGGCGAAGUCCAAAACUUUUUGUAAUUUCUACAAAAGACCGUUUUCGGAAGCCAACCUGUUUGCUAAUACUGUACUUAGUUCUAGCUAGGUCAACGUAGUUCUAAAAUUAUUAAACCAGUUCAGUUCGGAAAGCAGAGUUCUUUCUCACAUAUCCUGAAAAACCUGUCAUCUUUAAACAGCUACAUAGUAUUCUAACUAAUGUCUUCGGAUUGGAUGGCGAAAUA
Messenger RNA from Photinus pyralis (common eastern firefly), 2367 nucleotides. RefSeq lists its product as uncharacterized. Bases 1446 to 2231 code for a protein of 261 amino acids. Gene Ontology annotation, molecular function: DNA binding. The record is from RefSeq and is a predicted model, not a curated record. The transcript has 2 exons. NCBI's taxonomy places the organism in Eukaryota, Metazoa, Arthropoda, Insecta, Coleoptera, Lampyridae. Gene Ontology annotation, biological process: DNA integration; DNA recombination.